ACAUAAUUCGAGACUGGCGUGUGAAAAGACUCAUCGAUGAUUACCUGAGUAGAGUUAUGACCAUAUCAAACAAUGUGACUCGUCCUCGAAUUCAUGCAACGCAGACACACAAUGGGGGAAACCCCAUACACAAUGACGAUCAGCAGAGGAUUAUAUUCAUGAACUUCUUCUUCAUUGAAUAUGAAGCUCACCACAGAUAACCACAACAACACAGUCUAAGAUAUCAAACCACCGAAACCAAAUCUCACAAGAUCUCCCCUUCAACCCGUCGCCCACAAUGGUCUUCGGCCCGCUUCUCUCAGAAGCCAUAAAAUCAAAACUAACCUACCAAAUCUUCCACACGGAACAAAACGACUCGGCAGACCUCGAACUCAUCGUGCUAGCCUCAAACAACACCUUCUACCACACCACAAUCCCAUUCCCCAAACCCCCCUCCCCACCCCCAAAAUUCCCCACAAACGACUCCAUCAAAUCCCUCCCCCUCUCGCGCCUCAGCACCCGCGAGCUCACAAAACUCUUCCCACGCUACCACCCUACCCUCAUGACCCGCGCCCCAGAGCCACAUCUCCUGCAAGACCCAUUCAUCAAGCGCCAACGCCUGAUCCCAGAUCUGCACAUGCACGAAGGUCUGGACCCGGACUUCCCCAUCGCGCGGGACCUCUUAUCGAGCGAGAUCGGCAUCCUCGAGACUCUGCGCGCGCACCCGCAUCCCAACAUCGCUGAAUACCACGGCGUGCUCUUACACCCGUUCCUCGGCGGGUCCCACGUCACCGACAUCCUCUACACGCGGUACGCCACGGACCUCGACGACUUCUACGCCAACCCCGCUGCCCGCAGCCCCGCGAACUCUGCGUUGAUCCUGAACGGCGUCAAGGCUGCGAUCGCGCAUCUCCAUUCGCUGGGGAUCGCGCAUCAUGAUGUUAGGCCUGCUAAUAUCUUUUUGGAUGUGGAGGGGUUUGAGGAUGGGGGGAUGCAGGUUACGAAGGUUGUGUUGGGGGAUUUCGAUGCUGCGGUUGAGUUUGGGAAGGGUGGGUGGAGCGUUAAACAUGCGCCAACGGGGGUUUGGUGGGAUGAGGAGUUGUGGAGGUUUGGGAUGGUUGUUGAUGGGGAGAUGGAUUUGAGGGGGUUGAGGGUGCUGGAGAGGUGGCUUGAUGAUACGGGGAUUGAGGGGGUUGUGGAUGCUUAUGCGUAG
Periconia digitata is the source of this 1192-nucleotide messenger RNA. NCBI's taxonomy places the organism in Eukaryota, Fungi, Ascomycota, Dothideomycetes, Pleosporales, Periconiaceae. The record is from the annotation of a GenBank genome assembly.